AUGAUAAUAUUACUUGCACACUUUGUUCACAUAAUUUUUUAACUUGUAUAACCUCUAGUCCUAAUUGCGUUUUUUAUAUUGAAGGAUAUUAUGGUAGAUCAAAUUGCUCAAUUUAAAGUAGUAAUUAAUGCUUUUAUUGUUCAAAAAAGGUACUUGCUAAAAAUGUUGACCAGGAUUUUAUUUGGAUAAUUCAAAUAAUUGUUACCCAUGUAGUAAUUGUUUUUAUUACUUUUCUAAUAAUAGUUCUACAUAUGUAAACAUUGUUAGGAAGGAUAUUUCUUAAAUAAUAAUUCUUACAGUUAAUGUGUAGAUCCUAUAAUGA
Paramecium sonneborni is the source of this 322-nucleotide messenger RNA. The record is from the annotation of a GenBank genome assembly. NCBI's taxonomy places the organism in Eukaryota, Ciliophora, Oligohymenophorea, Peniculida, Parameciidae.